GUCUUGAAUGAUCGUUCAGAUAUAAAUACGCCAACUAUGUUACUUACGAAAUAUAUAUUUAAGAUACUCAGACUGUGGAACCAUGGUAGCAGAUUCAGGGAAUUGACGAUAACAAAAUUAUGGGUCACAAGGAACAUGAAGAUCAGUCGGUGUUGUAACGAGCUAAGCGUCAGGACUCAGAGUUACUAUAGUCGUUUGCGAAAUCGAUGACUGCUGAUAUACACGCUGUUUCUUCGCUAGAGGUUGCUGUCAAAAGAUUGGAGAAUAGUGGCUUUUAUUGGGGAGCCAUAAGUGGAAUCAAAGCGAAAGCUGUUCUUCGAGAUCAGGCGAUUGGGACGUUUCUUGUUCGCGACAGUUCUGACUCGCGGCAUUUAUUUACUAUAAGUUUAGUCACUGCGGUUGGGAUUACAAAUGUCAGAAUCGUAUUUUCAGAAGGUCUAUUUUCUCUGGACAAAAAGGACACAUCGAAGACAAAUACAAACACGAAAUUCCAUCAUAGUGGUCCUCCAAAGUUUGACUGCGCCGUAAAGAUGGUUCUUUAUUAUAUGAUAGUGACAAGAAAGAUUUUACAAGCGAGAGGAAGAAGCUCGUUAGAUGAACUCGAAACGACAGCAACUGCCAAGUUUUUUCUGUGGCGUCCGCUGUAUAAGGAAGUUGCCAGUCUCCAACAUUUAUGUCGUAGAGCGCUUAACAACCAACUUUUGGCUGGUGGAUCCAACGAAGACGCAAAGAGGAUUCCACACACUGUGAAAUUUUACUUGUCGAAGUAUCCUUACCCAGUCUAAUAGGUAUAUGGAACGAAGUAUUUUGAUUGAGUUAUGUAAUAUUUUCUGAAUUUUCGCUUCCUUAUUUUGGCGUUGAAGCGAUCGAGUUUGCCUGACUAUUAACGGCUGCGCUCUUGGAGUGAAAAUAUCUUCCUUCUCUCAGUAUAUAAACAUUAUCACAUCACAGAAUUAAAAUGUAUAGGUAUCUAAAACGUGCAUUUAUGGUCAAUUGCACAGGACUCGAUAAGUUAUCGAAGAUUUACGAAUUCGUGGAAGUGUGGCCAUCACACUGGUCGCUUUCCAAACUGUAAAUUUAAAUCUAUAAAAAGCUCCCAUCAAUCCAAUAUCAUCGUUCUUUUGAGAGUGAAUUGAAAAGAUGUAUAUAUAAUUUGUGUUGGAUAAAGUCCAUAAAUACAAUGUGAAUUAUUCUUUAAGGAGGAACAAGCGACACCGGAGACACUUUUUUCUUAUAGUAAUUUAACUUCCCGUCUUUCUCGAAACGGUUACUUUCGCUUUUACUUCCUCGGAAUAAAAUUGAAUAUUGUU
This is a messenger RNA of Pocillopora verrucosa, 1310 nucleotides long. Its product is annotated as suppressor of cytokine signaling 3-like. Gene Ontology annotation, molecular function: 1-phosphatidylinositol-3-kinase regulator activity. Gene Ontology annotation, biological process: intracellular signal transduction; phosphatidylinositol phosphate biosynthetic process. Lineage: Eukaryota; Metazoa; Cnidaria; Anthozoa; Scleractinia; Pocilloporidae. Gene Ontology annotation, cellular component: phosphatidylinositol 3-kinase complex. The record is from RefSeq and is a predicted model, not a curated record.